Molecule: messenger RNA, 1539 nt
Organism: Penicillium taxi
Lineage: Eukaryota; Fungi; Ascomycota; Eurotiomycetes; Eurotiales; Aspergillaceae
Exons: 2
Coding region: 1-1539 (512 amino acids)
Source: RefSeq, a predicted model, not a curated record
AUGGAGUCGCCUCGACUCGACCCCUCCAAUCUGGACGAGGAUAAAUACCGUGAAGAGGUUUUGCAGUUGGAAUCGGCGGAAGCCGAGGAAGAGCGCGCGCAAAAACUUGCCGAUGAGGCGCGGGAGCUAGGAUUGAAGGUGCCACAGAUUGAGGCUUCUGCGGCAUUAGCUGCAUCUAUCGCCUCUGGACUGGUCGAUAUCUCAUCGCCGGUACUAUCAUCUGGAUCGUCUACCGAUCAAAAUUCUAUCACCGACGGUUCCGUUACUACGUCACUCGAUCCCGCGUCUUCGCCAUUCGAUCAGAUCGCCAUCUCAGUAUCAGAUACUACGAUCGCCUCGGAACGUGCCAAGUCUGGGAGUCCACGUUCAAGUCCGCGCUCUCUGGCUAGCCUGUUCAGUCGACCAACCUCCUACUGUGCAAGCGAGAGCAGGAAUCUGAUGAGUGGAUACGCAAAUAAUGACGAAUGGACGAAGAGCAAUCGGCUAUCAACAGUCAGCGUUGAUACAGCGGAAAAGAAGAUGAAGCGACAUCACAGCUUGAAGAAUGCCAUUGUUGGACGCAUUCAUUUCCGAAAAAAGCGGGCCCCCUCGGCCGCCAUGCUUCCACCAAAUGCACGGAUCACUGUUUCCAGAGGUGAGGGAGGAGUGAACCACAUUUUUCUAGAAGGAAAGCGCGAAUGCUCAACGAGCCACGAAAUGUACACCCCCCGCACCAGCAAUGCCGAGUCGUUGUCCAAGCUCGAGGUCCCUAUAUACGAUAAAGAGUCCCUCCAAAGAAGUUUAGAUGAUCCAGAGCUGAGUGAGAUGCAAGAACGGCAUCGACUCGAGCGCGACAGACAUAUGGCUUUCCAAAACGCCGCCCUCGACAUUCUCCGAAACCGCCAUCAGACUGUUGUUUCAGAACGGCAAAAAGAAAACCACCGCCUGGAGGACGAAAAGCGCGAGCAUAAUUCUGCCUGUGCUAUCCGUAUCGAAGAACGUCAAUUAGCCGUGGAAAUGGAGCAGCAGACCGAAUUUGAACGGUCCAAAGUGAACUCCCGUACUCGUAUCAAGCACAUGGAAGGCUACUUCCGAAGCGCGAGUCCCACGCCAAAACCUUCAGAGACAACAUCAGAGCCAGCCGGGUCCAUCUCACCUUCCAAAUCUGACAAUACCCCAGCACGUCGCUUCACGAGGCAACAACGCGAGCAGCUAGAACAGCAAUACCACGAUUACGACACCAUGGACGCCCUCCACGACGCACGAGUGAAAGUACUACGAGACCGCCAAGAGAUGAAAUUGAAAGAAGCUGUUGCUCGAAUGCAACGUGAGCUUGAAGAGAUGUGCACGAAGCACGUUCAGAGUAUUAAUGCUUUGCAGGGUGAACACCGCCACGAAGAAAGCACUCUUAUUCAAGCCUUGUUCACAAAGAAAUGCCUGCUCCGACAUCGGUGGAAUCUGGAAGAAGCUAUCUUGCGUCGUCAACUCGAAGUCCGACACGAUCAAAUCUAUGGGCCCUUGCCACCGCUGUCGUUUUCCGUCAUCGAUACCGAGAUAUGA